CCCGCGCCCCGCGCUUACGUACCUCCUCUUGAACCCGGGUACGAUGGCGGCCACGCGCGCGGUCCUGCAGGUCUUCGAGAAGUACCAGAAAGAUCGCGUCGCGUUCGUGCAGACGGUCGCCGAGCUCGCGACGCGACCGCAAAACGUCGAGCCCAUGCAGAGCGCGGGCGUCAUGGCGCUCCUUCGUCCGCUGCUGUUGGACAACGUCCCGAGCAUCCAACAGUCCGCGGCGAUCGCGCUCGGAAGGCUCGCCAACUACAGCGACCACCUCGCGGAGGCGGUCGUGAGCAACGAGAUCCUCCCACAGCUCGUCUACUCGCUCAGCGAACAGAACCGAUUCUACAAACAAGCCGCAGCGUUCGUACUCCGCGCCGUCGCGAAGCACUCCCCGCCGCUCGCGCAGGCUGUCGUGGACUCUGGCGCGCUCGACUCUCUCGUGCAGUGCCUCGAGGAGUUCGACCCGGGCGUCAAGGAGAGCGCGGCGUGGGCGUUGGGAUACGUCGCGGGCCACAACGCGGAUCUCGCCGCGACGGUGGUGGAGGCUGGCGCGGUGCCGCUCCUCGUGUUGUGCGUGCAGGAGCCCGAGCUGUCGUUGAAACGCAUCGCGGCGAGCUCGCUGUCGGACAUCGCGAAGCACACGCCGGAGAUGGCGCAGGCGGUCGUCGACGCCGGCGCGAUCGCGUAUCUCGCGCCGCUGAUCGUGUCCCCCGACGCCAAGCUGAAGCGACAGGUGUGCGCGGCGUUGGGGCAAGUCGCGAAGCACUCGGUGGAUCUCGCGGAGGUUGUCGUGGAGGCGGAGAUCUUCCCGAACAUCCUCAUGUGUCUGAAGGACGUCGACGGGUUCGUGCGGAAGCACGCGGCGACGUGCAUCCGGGAGGUGGCGAAGCACACGCCGGAGCUCGCGCAGCUCAUCGUCAGCAACGGCGGCGUCGGCGCGCUCGUGGAUUACGUCCACGAGUCGGAGAGCAACAACCGACUGCCGGGGAUCAUGGCGCUCGGGUACGUCGCCGCGUUUUCGGAGACGCUCGCGACGGCGGUGAUCGCGUCCAAGGGGAUCGCGCCGCUGUACGCCGCGCUCGUGGAAGAGCCGGAGGAUCACAUCAAGUCCGCGAGCGCGUGGAGCUUGGGGCAGAUUGGGCGGCACACGCCGGAUCACGCCAAGGCGGUGGCGGACGCCGGCGCGCUAUCGAAGCUCGUCGCCGUCGGCGCCAACCCGCGGAGCUCGGACGACUUGAAGACGAAGUGCGUGCGAUCGCUGCGUUUUAUCAUCGAGAAGCUCACGGACUUGAGGGCGCUGGAUAAGACGCUGCAGAACCGCGAGCUGCCGCACGAGAUUGUGCGGUACGUCGUGCAUCAGAUAUCCAAGGUGCUGCCGAACGAUCCGCAGGGGCGGCACGAUUUCGUCGUCGGCGGCGGGCUCGCCGCGUGCCAAGCCCUGGACGCGGAGGCGGGGACGGCGUUGAAGGAGUACGUGGACAUCAUCAAGAGCUGCUACCCGGAGGAGAUUGUGCAGUAUUAUUCGCCGACGUACGCGACGCAGCUGCUCGAGAAGUUGGAGGUUACGGCGUGAGAGGCGGCGGUCGGGGAGAGAGGAGGAGGAGGAGGACGAUCGAGUCGCGGGCGAAUGAAUUGAAUGAUGACGACGGCGCGGCGGCGGCGGCGAAGGGCGAGAGAAGAGAUGAUCUCGCGGCGAGGAGAGUAUUUACGCGCUCGGGCGGCCUUGUACUUGUAACGGCGUCUGAGACUUUAGAGC
This is a messenger RNA of Micromonas pusilla CCMP1545, 1753 nucleotides long. RefSeq names its product central pair protein (gene PF16). The transcript is spliced from 3 exons. Gene Ontology annotation, biological process: cilium movement. Gene Ontology annotation, cellular component: microtubule cytoskeleton. The record is from RefSeq and is a predicted model, not a curated record. Gene Ontology annotation, molecular function: microtubule binding. Lineage: Eukaryota; Viridiplantae; Chlorophyta; Mamiellophyceae; Mamiellales; Mamiellaceae. The coding region runs from base 44 to 1570 and encodes 508 amino acids.